GGCUCAUGGACUUUAAUACGUGCCACUAGAAGAUAUAGAAGCAAAUAUAUUACUUUCUCCCAUUCUACUCUUAGUAACUAAGACUCCAAAAUGGCGGUAGGAAAAUUUUACUUUAUUUACGGUAUCACAAUGAAUAUAAUCAAAAUUCUAUGAAUAUACUUAGCACCAACUGGUCUAUAGUCAAAGUCCAGCUGGUUGUUCGCACACAAUCACGUGACACGUGCUAAAACUAGGGAGAACCACCCACGCAUUGAGGUUUUGUCAUUAUGGCCAGUGGUGAGGAAAAUGCUUUUGUUUCUUCUACUAAGGAGCUAAAAGUUUUGAGACGAAAUGCCAGCAAACUCCAAAGAACAAUCAGUGAUCACAGACUCUUGUCCAUGGAUCUUUAUUCAGCUGAACUGAUAUCUCUAACAACUCUUCAAAAAGUGAAUGUUCCUGUAACUACACCGGAUGCACAAAGCUACGAGAUUAUAAAUAAUUUAAUUCGAGCUGUGGUCGUUGAUCCUGACAACUUUCAUAAGCUCCUUCAAGUAUUAGAGGAUCAUCCCCCACUGCUGACUGCUGUUGCCAAAGAAAUGAAAGAAGAAUAUGAUUCCUGUGAGUUUGAAUGUACAUCACCUUUAAAGCAACCAGAAAUCAGCAACGACCAACAGAAAAAGAUAAUCACCAUUGAUGGUCGAACUAUACAAAGAGGCUAUGAUCGAAUGCGUGGGAAGUUAGCGGAAUUGGUGUUUGAUUUUCAGAAAGUAGUUGAAAAGUCAACCGUCAACAUUGAAGACCUGAAGCAAUAUGUCAUCCUUUAUCAUCCUGAUGAGCAGUAUAGAGAUGAACUAAGGAAAGCAAGAGAUAUUAAUGCAGUCUUUGCUGUAAUUCGUAGCAAAUUCUGCUCUCUCUUCAAUUAUACUGUCCUCCUACGAAUUGCCGAGAAAUUUAAUCUUCCUGAUGGAUUUGAAGUAAUACAAAGAUACGAAGCAGAGGAAGAGAAUUAUCGUAGGAUAUUGAGUAGCUCUGCUCUUGCUGAUGAGCUGCAGAAAGAAAAUGAAUUACUUCAUCAGAAUUUAUCUCAUACAAAGGCCAUCAUUCUUAGGUUACAAAGAUGGUCACGGCCGCCAGCACUGACAGUUGACGAGUUUCAUGAAGUUAUAAAAGAUAUUUUUGCUGACCUUGGGGACUUGCUUCACCUCCUUAAAGUUGAAGCUGGUUCAAUCAUCAUUACAAUGUGUGCUCCUGAGCGAGUGACAGGAACACUAAUAGCUCUGGCAAAGAGGAAAAUAGCAUAUCUUAAGGAUAUUGGAGUGACCUGGCUAACAAUUGGAAACACUUUAAUAAUCAAUGACAUUGAAGACACAGAAGAGUUAUCACAUGAUGUUAUGGAACAAGAAAUUGAAGACAAGCCCUCUUCCCCCAGUCCUAUUAAGGAAAAUAGCUCAGACAAUGUUAAUCAACUACCAAGUUCACCAAUUGGAGCAGUUACUGGAACAGUGUCUCAGUUAAGUCGUCCAACAGUACAAGCUGUAGCAGAUGAUGGAGGAGAUGAUACUGAUCAAGGAAUGGGAACUGAUUCAGCUACUCCAAUAUACACCCCAACAUGGCGUAAUUAUCCCUUCACACCAAGAGAAGUAAUGAUUAUUGGAUCCUUUGGUGAUCAUAAUAAUUGGCUGGAACAACAGUCUAUUGUAUCACCAAAAAUACUUACAAAAGAGUUAUCAGAUGAAUGGAGGAAAGAAGAAACCGAGAAGAUUGCAGAUUUGUAUAGCAAAAAUCCUGAAAAGUAUCACAUUAAAUCAGUCCAUUAUAAUAUACCAGGAGAAGAGCGUACUAAAGAAUAUUACAUAGAAGCAAUCAAGAAGUUUUUUAUUAAUUGUACACAGCCAGGAGCUAAUAUUGAUUACACUGGUCAUGGAGAGAAGGACACUGGUAACUGGUGCUUUAAAGAUGGAGUAAUAUCAUUCAAUGACAUCUUUGAAUUAUACAUAAACUAUUUUAAAGGAAAGUCAUUAUCAAUAACAUCAGAUUGCAGUUAUUCUGGUAACUGGAUCAAUGAAUGUGGCAAAAGGUUAGAUGAGAUGAAUGUUCCAUCAUGUGGACACCACACAAGACAGCAAGGGCUGUUGUUUAAGAUAAGUACCUCUUGUGAACCUAAUGAAGAAGCUACUGCAUUGUGUUAUGUUAAUGAAGCUAAUGCGUAUAGUGAAGCAGAUAAGACAGUGGUACUUUGGUAUGGUAAAACACUAACAUCAGGACAGAAGACAAUGCUUAAUGACUUUAGAGACAUUCGUUGUAGUAAACCAGCCAAUGAAUCCUGUGAAGCUGAUACUGAUUGUACUUGGAAUGAUUACCUUAGUAACAAGUAUCAUCUUGUUUAUAAAGUUUGUGGCAAAGACAAAGGAUAUGCAGCCUGGCAUUAUGUGUUAGUUGAUGAAGAGAAAUUUGUUGAUUUCAAAGCUCAAGUAGCUACUGGAAGCAUUGACCUUUCCAAAUAUGGUAAAAUAUUAGAGUCAGGAUGGGGUAAAGAUCCUCCUGAAGAUAUUGAAAGAAAGGUGAACCUUCGAUUUGGUAAAUUACUGAAGCCACUUUAGAUUACAGUAACAUGUGUACUAAAGGCUUGUACAAUAUCUGCUAAGUGCUAGCAAUUAUUAAUAUUAUAAGAAUUAUACAUCAUGUAGUGUUUUUUAGCUUUAACAUGUGACUUUUUAUAUGAGCGUACUAAUUUGAUCACAAUGAGUGUGUGUCAUCAUACUGUAUGAUCUAUGCUUGUAGCAUAAGACCACAUCAGACCAGCAGCAAUUGACAUGCAUUUAGAUUUUUGAAGAGAAUUUUAUUUUGCAUUA
Molecule: messenger RNA, 2831 nt
Organism: Amphimedon queenslandica
Lineage: Eukaryota; Metazoa; Porifera; Demospongiae; Haplosclerida; Niphatidae
Exons: 7
Coding region: 267-2579 (770 amino acids)
Source: RefSeq, a predicted model, not a curated record